Molecule: messenger RNA, 994 nt
Organism: Yamadazyma tenuis ATCC 10573
Lineage: Eukaryota; Fungi; Ascomycota; Pichiomycetes; Serinales; Debaryomycetaceae
Product: aldo/keto reductase
Cellular component (GO): cytosol
Molecular function (GO): aldose reductase (NADPH) activity
Source: RefSeq, a predicted model, not a curated record
AACUAAUUUUGAGAUCAUAACAGAAAUGGUUAAAGCUUUCAAAUCUACUAAGGUCUACAAAUUAUCGACCGGUUCGUCUAUCCCCGCCCUUGGUUUGGGCACUUGGAGAGCGACUGAUGAAGAAGUUUACAACUCCGUCUUAACCGCUUUGAAAGCUGGUUACAGACAUAUUGAUACUGCUGCUGGUUACGGUAACGAAGAACCAAUCGGUAAAGCUAUAAAAGAUUCUGGAAUUUCCAGAGAUCAGAUAUUUGUCACUACAAAGUUAUGGUCGACUAAGCACUAUGAUCCUGAAUCGGCAUUGAAAGAAUCCCUUUCUAAGUUGGGUCUUGAAUAUGUUGACUUAUACUUGAUGCAUUGGCCAUUGGCUAUGAACCCAAAUGGUAAUCACCCAGCCAUUCCAACCAGACCAGAUGGAUUAAGAGAUAUUGUGUAUGAUUGGAGCUUUACUAAGACCUGGAAAUUAAUGGAACCUUUGGUGGAACAAGGAUUAACUAAAUCCCUUGGUAUUUCCAACUGUACUGUUUCUAAAAUGAAGGAAUUAUUCGAUUCCGGUUUAAAGGUCAAACCCGUGUGUAACCAAGUUGAAUUGCACCCAUACUUGCCACAACAUAAAUUGUUGGAAUUUGCCAAAGAACAUGAUGUCGUUCUUGAAGCUUACUCCCCAUUGGGUUCCGCCGACGCUCCUUUGUUAAAGGAUGAAUCUAUCAAAGCCAUUGCUGAAAAGUAUGGUGUGUCUUCAGCUACAGUGAUUAUUUCUUGGGCUAUUUGGAGAGGAACUGUCGUUUUGCCAAAAUCUGUUAAACCUGAAAGAAUUGAAAGCAACCUCGAGAUCAUUGAGCUCGAGGAUAAAGAUGGAGAAGCCUUGAACAGAAUUGCUGAAAAUAGAGGGGGCCCUCAAAGAUUCGUCUCUCCUCCUUGGGAUCCUGUUGUCAUCUUUGACUCUUCUGAAUAGAUUAGAAUGAUUUCUGCUUAAUAUAAGAUCUUCUUUCGU